Ilex paraguariensis (yerba mate) is the source of this 174-nucleotide messenger RNA. The record is from the annotation of a GenBank genome assembly. NCBI's taxonomy places the organism in Eukaryota, Viridiplantae, Streptophyta, Magnoliopsida, Aquifoliales, Aquifoliaceae.
AUGGAGAAUGCUUGUAGUGAGCAAGGAGCAAGGAUGUCUGCCAUGGAUAGUUCCAGUAGAAAUGCUGGCGAUAUGCUUGAUCGCCUCACACUUACUUAUAACAGAACUCGUCAAGCAUCUAUCGCCACUGAACUGAUUGAGAUCAUAUCUGGAGCAUCAGCAUUGACGGGCUAG